This is a messenger RNA of Biomphalaria glabrata, 5394 nucleotides long. RefSeq names its product pirin-like. The transcript has 9 exons. The coding region runs from base 177 to 1049 and encodes 290 amino acids. Gene Ontology annotation, molecular function: quercetin 2,3-dioxygenase activity. Gene Ontology annotation, cellular component: nucleus. The record is from RefSeq and is a predicted model, not a curated record. NCBI's taxonomy places the organism in Eukaryota, Metazoa, Mollusca, Gastropoda, Planorbidae. Gene Ontology annotation, biological process: monocyte differentiation.
AUCUCCCUUGAUUUCGAACUAUUUCGAAAGUCUCUAUAACUAUAAGUAUAGUCUAUCUAGACAAGACUAUAGUCUAUAUACUAAAAUAUACUAUAUAGAAUUUUUUUAUAGAUCUAGAAUCCUUAGAACCUCUAGAUUUGUGAUAUUAUAUGUACUUUUCUUUGUAAAAGUGAAUAAUGUCUCGCACUGUGAACUUGACUUUUGAAAGCAUUGAGCAAGAUGAAGGCAUGGGGGCUCGAGUUCGAAGAAGUAUUGGUCGCUCGGAGUUGAAGAAUUUUGACCCUUUUCUAUUGCUUGAUGAGUUCUGUGGCCAGUAUCCUGCAGGAUUUCCUGAUCACCCUCAUCGUGGCUUUGAAACAGUGACCUACAUGUUGGAAGGGGAAACAAAUCAUGAAGACUUUCUAGGAAAUAAAGGAACAAUUAAGGCUGGAGAUUUACAGUGGAUGACUGCAGGGAGAGGCAUUGUUCAUUGUGAGAUGCCUGGAAAUGAUUUGGCCAAGGGCCUACAACUAUGGGUGAACCUUAGAAAGGCUGAUAAGAUGAUUGCCCCUGCCUAUCAGGAACUUGUGGACAAGGAUAUCCCCAAAGGAGAGAAGAAUGGUGUCAAAGUUAAGGUCAUUGCUGGAGAAGCUUUUGACAUUAAGUCACCUGUGUACACUAGAACUCCAGUCUAUUACCUUGACUUCAAAAUGUCUCCUGGGUCCCAGUUGGAUCAACCUGUGCCCAAAGACUGGAACACAUUUGUUUAUAUUUUGUCUGGAGAAGCUUGGUUUGGUCCCGAAGAGAAAAGUCAGCUGUGUAGAUCUCAUCACACUGUUACAUUCAAGACUGAUGGUGACUCUGUCCAUGUACAUAACAAGAGUGGGCAUCUAUGUCACUUUGUGGUCAUUUCUGGUGAACCAAUCAAUGAGCCUGUUGUACAACUUGGUCCAUUUGUGAUGACAACACAGGAAGAAAUCAAACAAACCUUUAAUGACUACACAAACAGUAAAAAUGGAUUUGAGAAUGCAGCCACAUGGAACUCAUCCUAUGCCAACUCACAAACCUGAGUUAAUAGAUUUUUGUUUUCUUAAAUUUUUGUUACAGCAAUAUUGUUAACAGAGAACUAGAAAAUGUUGACUAUUAGACAUACUAAUGAAUGACAAGAGAUGUCUUCAUAUUUGUAGAAAUCAAUUUAUAGACUCUCAUUUUAUUAAAUCCCUUCCUUUUAAGUGUUUUUUUUACAAAAUGACAACAAACAAUUACUUAAUUCUUAACCAUAAUAUCACAAUAACAACAGCUGUGAUGUUCUGGUUUAUCAUUGAUGUUAUAUAUAAAAUUGAUUUUAUUUUUUUCAAAUACAGAAACAUUUUUUCCCAUGUGAAUUAAUGUGAUGUGAAAUAAUGGGAUCUUAUGGACCAGAUACAGUGUAAUAGUAAUCUAGGAAGUACCACAACUUGCAGUAAUUGUAUUAUUUUUUUUUAGUUCAAUAGUCAUUCUCACAGUUUUCCUUUGUUCAUCAUUGACGUUCUUUGGACUCAUGAUUAAGGAUUUAAAUUGACAUAUUAAAACACACAUAUCAAUGUGUAUUUUUUCAAUGGCAGGCAGAAAUAAACUUAUGGGCACCUCUGACCUAACUUAGGAACAGUUUUUCAGAUUCAUAUUAUAGAUCAAGCUGAAAGCAAGCCCACAUUUACUCACAUAUGCUUUCACAAAAUGGAUACUAAAGAUUAUUAUUAUUAUUAUAACUUGCCCCACGUGCUUGAGUUCCAAGUCUAUGAGUUUAGUGACAUUUUAAAAUCAAAUAUUUAGUUGAACAUCACAUUAUUUUAGUUCAGUCAUUUGAAUACUAAGUUACCUUUGUAUAUUACUUUUUUAGAGCAUUUUGUUAUUAUAGAUCAAGCCGAAAGCAAGCCCACAUUUACACACAUCUGCUUUCACAAAAUGGAUACUAAAGAUUAUUAUUAUUAUUAUAACUUGCCCCAGGUGCUUGAGUUCCAAGUCUAUGAGUUUAGUGACAUUUUGAAAUCAAUAUUUAGUUGAACAUCACAUUAUUUUAGUUCAGUCAUUUGAAUACUAAGUUACCUUUGUAUAUUACUUUUUAGAGCAUUUUGUUAGCAUCAUUUACACAUCUUGAAACAAAAGUUCUAAUCUAUAAAAUACUUAUAUAUAAGUCCAUAUAUUAUUGGUUUAUUUUUCUUAUACCUUAAUCCAUAUAUAAUUGACUUAUUUUUCUUAUAUUUUUUAUUGAGUUUUUUGCAAAUAUAUUUUGGGUGUGAGUUUUUCUUUUGUAAUAUAUUUAUAUAAAUAUUUCAAGCCAUAUCUAAUAUAAUAAGCGCAAAGUAAGGUGUAUGUAUGUAUGUCCCAAAUAAAAAUCAAAACCAUUUGACCAAACUUGUGAAAACUUGGCAUAAAUGUUCCUUAGAUUAUGGCGGAGACCGUAAUGUAUAUUUAAUGUCCCUCCCACAACUAGAAGGUCCUAAAUAUAAUAAAAAAACAACCUAAAUUUAUCUCUAUUAAAGAAUGAAAGGCAUAACAAAUGGGUAAACCUGUUUUCACAUUAUUUUAUAUUUGAUAUCAAUUUGUUCGCUAAACUGGUCCAUUUUUGUGGCAAUGUAUAGAAAAAAUGUUAUGUGAAUAUUUGACAUAGAUCUAAAUCCAAUCCAAUAGAUCAGUAAAACCCAAACUAAGGCCCAUAGGCUGCAGGUCAUAUCUGGCUAUUGAUUUAUAAUCGUGAAAGUUACAUUGGUUUUUAAGUUGUUUUUGUGAUGUCUAUCUGUCACAUUUAAAUCUUACAAUUUAAAAUAGAUUUUGAAAAUACGUUUUUACCUUUAUUGUGCUCAUAGCAAGUGCAACUGCAAAUUUGGAUCUUCUGAAAACUUUUUCUUUUGUUCUCAAACUUAAGUAUGUGCAUUCUUGUAUACCAAUAUUAAUUUUGCAAAAGAAAGUUGUUUUUUUUUUUUAAAUUAUAUCUAUAUUGUAAACACAGAGGUAUAAUUGAAGAUUUAAAAAAACAAAAACAAUUUCAAUUUAAAAUAGAUAUAUUUUACAACAGACUUUAAAGUAAUAUAAACAUUGUUUAAUUGUGACAAUAAUUAAUUUUUAUUUUGAAUCUCUUAGUAGACUCUAUAUGUAUAUUUUAUUUUUGAUUCCUGAUUUACUCUACUAAAUACCUCCUGAUACACUCGAUGUGUGAUGUAAAUAGCAAGCUUAUUAUUUGGGGUAUGGUUUAAGGUGCAAUUAAAGAAUCGACAACAGAAGAACGGAGAGACAUUACAGGAAUUAGAAGCAGACAUACAAUGUCUUGCCCAUCAAGCUUACCCAUCGGAAACACAUGAAUUUUGGAUAUUAUUGUUACAGAUGCCUUCAUAGUUGGAGUGCGAAAUUUGGAAGUUAAGAAAGCCAUCUGAACCAGUGGAAAACACUAAGCCCUCAACUAUGCCCUGUCCUAUGAGGCGGCCAGAGUUUUGGUAAGGACCAUACACUAAUACACUACUGCCAGGCAUUAGAUGUGUUGGAAGAAGAUCUUAGGCAGCUGAUUUGAAGAAUGGUGAAAGAGGCUAAUGAAGGUCAACCUUAUCAGCCUCUGAGAUGCAAUAGAAAAAAAAGUGGUGUGAACUAUACUUCAUUUUCUAUAGUUAUUAUGUUUUGUUUGGUGUAAUGCAUAAUUUGAAAGAUUAAUUUCCUUAUGGCUAAUAAAGAUUAUUUUUAUUUUGAAGCCCAUGUUAGCUAUUACCCUUCUUUUCUUGAUGUGCCUAUUUAAUAUCAAUAUGAAAUAAUGAUCUCAGUUAAAUGAAUGCUCUGUGAUUUUCUAUAUUUUUACAUUUUUAUACACUAUUCCAUUGGUAUUGAAGAAUUUUUUAUUUUUUUUACCAUUUUGUUUUCUUUUUGUAUUCUUUUAUUAAAUUUGUAACAAGGCUAAAAAAAGGCUGUCAAAAUUUGAUAAAAAGAUGCUCAUGUAUCUGCUAAUGUCAAUAUGUGGUUACAAAGAUGCUUGUGUAUCUGCUAAUGUCAAUAUGGAGGGUUACAAAGAUGCUUGUGUAUCUGCUAAUGUCAAUAUUGGUUACAAAGAUGCUUGUGUAUCUGCUAAUGUCAAUAUGUGGUUACAAAGAUGCUUGUGUAUCUGCUAAUGUCAAUAUGUGGUUACAAAGAUGCUUGUGUAUCUGCUAAUGUCAAUAUGUGGUUACAAAGAUGCUUGUGUAUCUGCUAAUGUCAAUAUGUGGUUACAAAGAUGCUUGUGUAUCUGCUAAUGUCAAUAUGUGGUUACAAAGAUGUUUGUGUAUCUGCUAAUGUCAAUAUGUGGUUACAAAGAUGCUUGUGUAUCUGCUAAUGUCAAUAUGUGGUUACAAAGAUGCUUUUGUAUCUGCUAAUGUCAAUAUGUGGUUACAAAGAUGCUUGUGUAUCUGCUAAUGUCAAUAUGUGGUUACAAAGAUGCUUGUGUAUCUGCUAAUGUCAAUAUGUGGUUACAAAGAUGCUUGUGUAUCUGCUAAUGUCAAUAUGUGGUUACAAAGAUGCUUGUGUAUCUGCUAAUGUCAAUAUGUGGUUACAAAGAUGCUUGUGUAUCUGCUAAUGUCAAUAUGUGGUUACAAAGAUGCUUGUGUAUCUGCUAAUGUCAAUAUGUGGUUACAAAGAUGCUUGUGUAUCUGCUAAUGUCAAUAUGUGGUUACAAAGAUGUUUGUGUAUCUGCUAAUGUCAAUAUGUGGUUACAAAGAUGCUUGUGUGUCUGCUAAUGUCAAUAUGUGGUUACAAAGAUGCUUGUGUGUCUGCUAAUGUCAAUAUGUGGUUACAAAGAUGCUUGUGUAUCUGCUAAUGUCAAUAUGUGGUUACAAAGAUGCUUGUGUAUCUGCUAAUGUCAAUAUGUGGUUACAAAGAUGUUUGUGUAUCUGCUAAUGUCAAUAUGUGGUUACAAAGAUGCUUGUGUAUCUGCUAAUGUCAAUAUGUGGUUACAAAGAUGUUUGUGUAUCUGCUAAUGUCAAUAUGUGGUUACAAAGAUGCUUGUGUGUCUGCUAAUGUCAAUAUGUGGUUACAAAGAUGCUUGUGUAUCUGCUAAUGUCAAUAUGUGGUUACAAAGAUGCUUGUGUGUCUGCUAAUGUCAAUAUGUGGUUACAAAGAUGCUUGUGUAUCUGCUAAUGUCAAUAUGUGGUUACAAAGAUGCUUGUGUAUCUGCUAAUGUCAAUAUGUGGUUACAAAGAUGGAGCAGCCAACACAAAUAGAACAACCAUUUUGUUGUUGUUAGUGAAGAAAGUCAUGGUGACACAGUAGUGUAAACUUUUGUAUGCUGUGUAUUAGAUACAUUUAGUAACUGGUUACUGUGGUUAAAAUACAUUUUCUAACUUGCUGCUGUAUUUUUAAAAAAUGUGUAACUUGUUAUUUUUAAUUUAAAAUAUUUUUACUUUGUUACUUCAUACAAUAAAA